Messenger RNA from Prosopis cineraria, 1436 nucleotides. Its product is annotated as glyceraldehyde-3-phosphate dehydrogenase, cytosolic. The transcript is spliced from 12 exons. Gene Ontology annotation, molecular function: NADP binding; oxidoreductase activity, acting on the aldehyde or oxo group of donors, NAD or NADP as acceptor; NAD binding. Gene Ontology annotation, biological process: glucose metabolic process. Lineage: Eukaryota; Viridiplantae; Streptophyta; Magnoliopsida; Fabales; Fabaceae. The coding region runs from base 122 to 1144 and encodes 340 amino acids. The record is from RefSeq and is a predicted model, not a curated record.
UGGAUUCUAACCGCCCUUUUUAAAUAAUCCUCCCAUUUCCGCUUCUUUCCCAAGCUAAAUCUCAGCCAAAACCUCUCAUCAACUCUAAUCCCAGUCUCUCUUAACGCCGUUUUUUACCCUCAUGGCCCCAACCAAGAAGAUCAGGAUCGGAAUUAAUGGAUUUGGAAGGAUUGGCCGUUUGGUGGCCAGGGUGGCUCUUCAAAGAGACGAUGUUGAGCUCGUUGCUGUCAACGACCCUUUCAUUAACACCGACUACAUGACAUAUAUGUUUAAGUAUGAUACUGUUCACGGCCAAUGGAGGCACUUUGAUGUCAAGGUCAAGGACUCUAAAACCCUUCUCUUUGGAGAGAAGGCCGUCACUGUUUUCGGACUCAGAAACCCUGAGGAGAUCCCAUGGGCUGAGGUCGGUGCUGAAUAUGUUGUUGAGUCAACUGGUGUCUUCACAGACAAGGAAAAGGCUGCCGCCCACUUGAAGGGUGGUGCUAAGAAGGUUGUCAUUUCUGCCCCAAGCAAAGAUGCACCCAUGUUUGUUGUCGGAGUUAACGAGAAGGAAUACAAGCCAGAGCUUGACAUUGUUUCCAAUGCUAGCUGCACUACCAAUUGCCUUGCUCCUCUCGCCAAGGUUAUCAACGAUAAGUUUGGAAUUGUGGAGGGUCUUAUGACCACUAUCCAUGCCAUCACUGCUACUCAGAAGACUGUUGAUGGUCCAUCAAACAAGGACUGGAGGGGUGGAAGAGCUGCUUCCUUUAACAUAAUCCCCAGCAGCACUGGAGCUGCUAAGGCUGUUGGAAAAGUUCUGCCCCAGCUGAAUGGCAAAUUGACUGGAAUGUCUUUCCGAGUCCCUACCGUUGAUGUCUCGGUUGUUGACCUUACUGUCAGGCUAGAGAAGAAGGCAACCUAUGAGCAGAUCAAAGCUGCUAUUAAGGAGCAAUCAGAAGGUAGCCUAAAGGGAAUCUUGGGUUACACUGAAGAUGAUGUUGUGUCUACUGAUUUCGUUGGUGACAGCAGGUCAAGCAUAUUUGAUGCCAAGGCUGGAAUUUCUUUGAAUGAGAACUUUGUAAAGCUUGUUGCUUGGUAUGACAAUGAAUGGGGUUACAGUACCCGUGUGAUUGACUUGAUUGCCCACAUUGCAUCUGUUGCUUAAAUCCAACAUUGGAUCACCCGGCUUUAUAAAUUUUGUCUCCCUCCAGGGUGUUUUAGUAUUAAUGGUGUUUCAGAAUAAGCAUUUGUGCCAUCGUUAGUGAAGGCACAAAGCAAUCAGUUUCAAUUGUGUCUCAGUUAUAUAUAGCAGGGCCUUACAUAGGUUUUUCCUCCUCUUGUUCAAGAGGCAUGGAUCCUAUGUUCUCAAAAAAAGAAACAAGAAAAUACCAAGUAACAUUUAGUUUCUGUCAUAUUUGUUUUUCGUUUGAUAGUAAUUAAUAUUCGGUUUCAAUCAA